AUGAGUCAAAGCGGUAAGGAAAAAACUAGUUUGGAACAGAAAAUCGCCACCCUGGAGCAAAUGAACACUGCCCUGAAGAAGGACAAGAUCACCCUGGCGCAGAAAAACAUCGCCUUAGAAAAGGAAAAAACUGCUCUGGAGCAGAAAACCACUGCCUUGGAGGAGAAAAUUGUUGCCCUGGAUCAGAGAAACACCAACUUGGAGAAGGAAAGAAGUGUCUUGGAACAAAAAAAUACUGAACUGGAACAGGGAAACACCACCCUGGGUCAGAAGAACACCUCCUUGGAGCAGGAAAAAACUGCUCUAGAUGAAAGAAACGCUGCCCAGAAGAGGAUAAACAACGCUCUGAACCACUUAAGAAUAGUCUUAGAAAGGGAAAAAUUUAUGCUGAAGCGGGAAAUAAUUGCCCUGAAGCAGCAACAUAAUAUUCUAGGAGAGAGAAACACUUUCUUGGAGGAGAGAAACACGUUUUUGGAAAAAGACAGAAUUGACCUGAAGCAGGAAAUCUUCACUUUACAGCAGGUAAACAGCAUCUUGGAAGAGGAAGGCAGCGUUUUUGAGCAGGAAAAAAAUGCUUUUGAGGAGAAAAGCACCUUCUUGGAGGAAAUAAACAAGGCCCUGAAGUUGAGAUGCAACGGUCUGCAGCAAAAAAACGCCGCGUUGGACAACAUAAUCAUUGCCUUGGAGCAGGAAAAGAAUGUCCUGGAGGAGAAGAGCACUUCCUUGGAGCAGAUGUCCACUGAGAUGCAGCUUGAAUUGGAACAGCUGCGCCAUUGCCUGAGGAACAGAAUGAAACAUCUGAACCAGGACUCAACAGAAGAGGAAACCCAAGAAGACAUCCAGCCCGUUUCAGACCAGCCACAGGACCAGGUGCCUGUAUCUCAAAAAGUGCCAUGAGGGCUCCAAGCUUCAUGUUUGAUUAUCGGUGGCAGAAAAGCUUGACAACAGAACUGCGGUGUCAGGGGAAGCUUGACACUAGGGGGCUGAUGGUGGAAGAGCUUAACGCUUGAAAGAUGUUGGCAGGAGAGCUUGAGGCCCGCAGGACUGCGGUGCCACUGGAACUUGAGGCCAUCGAACUCAGGUCUCCUUCGUCACCAGAAGAUUCCUUUGUUGCCAGCUCAGAGUUAUAUUAUGAACUCUAGUUUUGUUUUUAUUUUAGUUAGGCGUCGGAUGAGGAGCUUGGCGCCAGCAGUGCCUUUCGGCCUGCCUCAGGGGCUUCGUAGCGAGUCCUGUUGGUCUCCAGGCUGACUUCCAGGACUUCGCGACGAGUCCUGGUGGUCUCCAGGCUGACUUCCAGGACUUUGCAACGAGUCCUGGUGGUCUCCAGGCUGACUUCCAGGGCUUCGUAGCGAGUCCUGGUGGUCUCCAGGCUGACUUCCAGG
Molecule: messenger RNA, 1382 nt
Organism: Gambusia affinis (western mosquitofish)
Lineage: Eukaryota; Metazoa; Chordata; Actinopteri; Cyprinodontiformes; Poeciliidae
Product: protein hook-like
Exons: 2
Coding region: 1-897 (298 amino acids)
Source: RefSeq, a predicted model, not a curated record